Molecule: messenger RNA, 639 nt
Organism: Megachile rotundata (alfalfa leafcutting bee)
Lineage: Eukaryota; Metazoa; Arthropoda; Insecta; Hymenoptera; Megachilidae
Source: RefSeq, a predicted model, not a curated record
AUGCUUUAUUUUAAAGGUAUCAAUGCUACUUGCGACGGCAAUGCAGAUUGUAAACGAGAAUACACGGAAUGUGUGGCCAACAUUUGCGUUUGUCAGAGAGAAUAUGUAGGUGCAGUUGAUUUGUGUUUACCAGUUUCGUUAUUUGGGCAGCCAUGUUCAGAAGACAUUCAGUGUAGAGUCCAUACAAUAAAUAGUGUUUGUUUAAGUAACAAUAAUUCAACAGAAGAUUUAGUAUGCAGGUGUCCUGAUGGUUAUCACUAUAAAUCUGGUGGAUGCUUCAAACGCAAAGUUCUUGGUAUGAAUUGCGAUAGUAUCUUGGAAUGUUAUCUGGAUGCCGACGACAAUCGAGCGGUCUGCAAGAAUUCGGUGUGUUCGUGCGAUUGGAAUUACGUGCAAGUAAACAAAACUAUAUGCGGCAAUAAAGGUAACAGUUCUGCAAGUGUGUCAACGUGGCUGCUCUCAUUACUAUUAUUAUUAGUAGGUUAUGUGUUUAAAAGUUGAACAUGUUGCAUGAGAUAUUUGUUAAAAAUAAGAAAAAAUUUCAUAUUUAAGUAAAUGAUAAUCAAAUCGAAAAUAACUGCAUAUUUGUAAAAAAUUUAUUUUUACAAAAAAACUGAUUUUGUUAAAAUAUGUGAAAAU